AUGGUUUACGACAAAUCUUGUCAUUUACCAGUAGAAUUGGAGCAUAAAGCAUAUUGGGCUUUGAAGUUUUUGAAUUUUGAUGAGACUGCAUCAGGGGAACAAAGGAAAACACAGUUGUUGGUGUUGGAGGAAAUGAGAUGGAAUGCUUAUGAGUCUUCCAGAUUGUACAAAGAUAAAAUAAAGGCCUACCAUGAUAAGAAGAUGCUCAAGAAGGAAUUCAGACCAGGACAACAAGUAUUGAUGUUUAACUCCAUAUUGAAGUUAUUUACGGGAAAACUCAAAUCUAAAUGGUCAGGACCUUCACUAUCAAAGAGGUCAGGUCAUAUGGAGCUGUAG
Glycine soja is the source of this 336-nucleotide messenger RNA. RefSeq lists its product as uncharacterized. The record is from RefSeq and is a predicted model, not a curated record. The coding region runs from base 1 to 336 and encodes 111 amino acids. NCBI's taxonomy places the organism in Eukaryota, Viridiplantae, Streptophyta, Magnoliopsida, Fabales, Fabaceae. The transcript has a single exon.